Molecule: messenger RNA, 1967 nt
Organism: Saccostrea echinata
Lineage: Eukaryota; Metazoa; Mollusca; Bivalvia; Ostreida; Ostreidae
Product: CTD small phosphatase-like protein 2
Exons: 12
Coding region: 94-1509 (471 amino acids)
Molecular function (GO): phosphoprotein phosphatase activity
Source: RefSeq, a predicted model, not a curated record
UGUGAGCAGGAUGUUUUGCGCACUGACCUACAUCCGGGGAAUUGAUCCUACGCGCGAAAUGGAGUGAUGUAAACACAACUACAAGUUUAGGGUAUGCCUUUGGAGUGUAGUGGUAAGGACAAUAUGCAGCUACGCCGCAAGUUGGGCGGUGGUGUGGCGACGGCCACCACUAGAAUAAGGAAACGGCGGAAGGAAACAGAUGCUGCUCCACCACAGGGAAAGAAAGCAAUGAAGGCUGGAUCCACCUCUCAAGUCAAGGAGUUGCAGCAAACCCCCCCUAGAAGACAACGGAAAGGUGGAAUAUCAAUACCUAUCACCAUUGACAACCAGGAACCAUCAUCAGCAAACUUCAUAUCCUCCGUCCCUGACACUAGCAAAGCAGUGUCGUUAUUUCCAGCUGCACACAAAAAGCCAUUGAAAAUCUUGAAAGAAAAUCCAGAAACUGGCUCUCCUCCCAGAAUUCCAAUGCUGGGAACCAUUUUUUCUCCUGUCUAUCACCAGUUGUAUGAAGAAGAAUAUGAGGAGAGAGACGGAUUGGAGUCUAUUGCCAAGUCUCUGGAUUUUGGGAGCAUGACAGAAUACCAGGAAGGGGAGGAGUCAGAUGGAGCCUCAUCAACCAAAGAAAACCAAGAGCCCUUUGAUGUACCCAUUGACAUUUGCACCAAUGAGAAGAUAGCUCUGGAGGACAAUAAUAAUCUCGUGUGCGGGAAAACCGAGACCAUCGAAUGCGAAGCGUUAGAUGAUGGCGAAUAUCAAGAUGAAGUAAUGGCGGACGACUUUGAGGCUGAACCGUUUGAUCCAUUCCUCUUUAUCAGAAGUUUACCCCCUUUGACUGAUGAGCUCAGAGCAAAGCACCCAGCCCUCCCUCUGAAGACUCGCAGUUCUCCAGAAUUUUCACUUGUCCUUGACCUGGAUGAGACCUUGGUCCACUGCAGUCUGACUGAGCUGGAGGGGGCAGCAUUUACUUUUCCUGUUUUGUUUGAAGAAGUUACAUACCAGGUGUUUGUAAGAACAAGGCCCCACUUUCGUGAGUUCCUUGAGAAGGUCUCGGAAAUGUUUGAAGUCAUCUUGUUCACAGCCUCCAAAAAAGUCUACGCAGAUAAACUUGUGAAUCUAUUGGACCCACAGAAACAGCUGAUAAAGCAUCGGUUAUUCCGUGAACAUUGUGUGUGUAUAAAUGGAAACUACAUCAAAGAUUUAAGCAUUCUGGGUCGUGACCUUUCAAAAACCAUCAUCGUAGACAAUUCACCACAGGCGUUUGGGUAUCAGCUGGCCAAUGGAAUUCCCAUUGAGAGCUGGUUUGUCGACAAAGAUGACAGAGAGUUACUCAAUCUCGUACCAUUUCUACAAAGUUUAGUGCAUAAGAAUGAGGAUGUGCGCCCCCAUAUCAAGGACAGGUUCAGACUUCAUGAAUUACUACCACCAUUACCUGGGGUCGAAAGUUUAGAGGUUGAAAGUUCAGAUGUAGAAAGUUCAGAAACGGACCAACAAAUGCUGGAAACGACAUAGUGAUAUUCUGAAACUGGACAGGAAAAAAAUAUUUGAUGGGUUGUUCUUCGAUUUGUUUACAUUACAUAACUUUUGAUGUAAAUUUUAACAAGUCAUUAUUUUAAAAAAUGGAGGCAGUAUAUUUAUAUAAUUGAAUAGGGCAGAAAUAUAGCAAUACUUAGGUAUCACCAUUUUAGUUAUGUAGUUGUGAUCAGAAUUGCUUGAUGAAGUCCCUAAUUUUUUUUUUUUUUUUUUUUUUUUUUUUUUUUUUUUUUUUGGUCGUGGAGAGAAUUUGAAGAAAAGUGGAUUGAUUUCUUAUUUUUAGACUUUAUAUUGUGUAUUGUACAGAGGAAGCCGAAAUUAUUUUAAACUUGAAACAGUAUUUAUUCUUCAAUGAAAUUUUUAUUGGUGAAUGAAUUGGAGAAAAAUGUAUGUGAAUAGAAUUUUUUUGUUAAGUACAGAUUUAUUGUGUGAAAUUG